UUAACUCAACUCAGUAGAAGGAAACAUAAUAAAACCCACUCUCCCCAUUCUCCGUCUCUCACCCACAGUGAGAUAUUUUAUCGAACACUUGGAGUGCUCGGAGUGCUCUCUCUCACUCACACGCGCGCACAGAUACAUACGCACACUCUCUAUCCCGAGCCAUUUCAUCGAACACGUAGCGUGCACUGGUUGGGAAAAAUUCAGAUGAUGAAGACGAGAGCUGCGUCCCUCUCCUUCGCCGAGCGAUGCCGAAAUAUUUUGGCUGCGAAUUGGCGAGCUCAUCUCAACACCAUCAAAGCCGACGCUAAGGGGAGCAAGGAUGAGAUUUACACAUCGAAGGUUCACUACGCGUUUCACAAAGGAAGGCCAUAUCUAUGGAUCGGAGAAGGGGAUUUGCAUAACAUGAAUACAAUUAUCGACGAGCGCGGUUCUCUUUCCAUUUGCACUCCGAUCCCCGGCCCGCUCAUGGGCUUACUCAAAUCCAUAAGAAAGUUGCCGGCUCGGGUUGCUCUGUCAGGUGAUGUUGUACGCUUGAAAGAUAAAAAGGUCCAGGCUGUUGUCGAUAGUAUAAAGGAAUCUAUAUUAUUAGAACAGAAAACAGCUAGCCAAGCCAGUUAUACAUCUUCUGCUGUUCUGAGUUCUGCCGAUAUCAGUUGCAGAUCGAGGAGCGAAAUCUUCCAGGAGAUAUUAAAUGAGAGUGACUCCUACAAUAUUUAUAAGUUCGAUAUUGGUUCAUGCACUUAUAUCGAUGGUCGUGGGGGCAUCCAUGAUGUCGAACUGGACAAUUUUGAAGCACCUACAGCCGAUUUAUUGUUGCCAUUCUCUGGAAAGCUGAUUGAUGGAAUCAACCAGAGUCAGACGCGACGGAGAGCAUUGAUGCUGUUCUGCUUCGAAUAUCAUAAUGUGUCUCCACGAGACGCAUUGAUGCUCUCUGUCGACCGUAAGGGAUUCAACGUUCUUGCGAAGGUCCCUGAAACAGUGGCCGGCGGCGGAGGCGCUCAACAGUAUCAAUGGAAAGAGUUCAGGUUCUCGUUUAAGGAAGAAGCAAAAGAUGUCGAAGCUUUUUGCCAGAUGCUGGUAGAGCUAGAAGAGGAAGCUCUUCAACAUGUCAAUAGUUACAGCGGGCUUGGCUGAGCAGCAGUGACAACAUUUUUCACGGUUCUUGUCUUAGAGAGAACAAAAUUAUGAGAUGGGAUCAAAGAUCAAGUCGAAAACAUAAAAGCAACACUAGCGACUAUCAGAAACCUAGAGCGUCGCCACUCAAGUUUGGAAAUGCAUCGUCCAAACAUC
This is a messenger RNA of Ananas comosus (pineapple), 1290 nucleotides long. RefSeq lists its product as uncharacterized. The coding region runs from base 205 to 1134 and encodes 309 amino acids. The record is from RefSeq and is a predicted model, not a curated record. Lineage: Eukaryota; Viridiplantae; Streptophyta; Magnoliopsida; Poales; Bromeliaceae. The transcript has 10 exons.